AUGUAUAUACGUCACACCUCGACGUCGGUCAUUGCUACAAGUCUGCGCGAUAUUGCUCGCUUAGGUUCUUGCGUAUUGGAGCUUAAUCUUUCAAAUUCCAAUGAUCUCGUGUGUCACCAGCUUAUGUGCGAGCACUUGGGUGACGCAUGCUCUUGUCGUCUAGCGCUAGCGCUCGAGCGAGUUCCGUGUCUUCAGCGUCUCGAUUUGUCCAAGAACCAACUACGUGCGCUACCUGACGCUUUAUUUGCGCUACAGUCUCUUAAGACGCUUAAUAUACAGCACAAUCGACUCACGACGCUAUCUACCGACGUUUACAAACUCAUGCAGCUCGAGACGCUAGACGUGCGGUACAACCAUUUGACGACAUUACCAGUGGAAUAUCUCGAGACACUUGAAAAUCUCGAGACUCUACGCGUAAAAGGCAACGACAAGUUGAUUCAUAGAUUACAAGAUCGACAGCUCAAUCUAUCUGACAAGUUAAAGACCAAGAUUGUGUUGGAUUAG
Molecule: messenger RNA, 504 nt
Organism: Plasmopara halstedii
Lineage: Eukaryota; Oomycota; Peronosporomycetes; Peronosporales; Peronosporaceae
Product: FOG: Toll/interleukin receptor and related proteins containing LRR and TIR repeats
Exons: 1
Coding region: 1-504 (167 amino acids)
Molecular function (GO): protein binding
Source: RefSeq, a predicted model, not a curated record